Messenger RNA from Lactuca virosa, 7908 nucleotides. The record is from the annotation of a GenBank genome assembly. NCBI's taxonomy places the organism in Eukaryota, Viridiplantae, Streptophyta, Magnoliopsida, Asterales, Asteraceae.
CCAAAAUAAAAAGGAAGGAAGGAGUUUAGGUCAGUAGAUUAACAAAAUCUCUCCGCGCCGGUUUUUCUCCAAACUGCAGUCCCAUUAUGUACGGACCGCCACCGCGCUUCAGCCAUCGUGGCGGCGGCCAAGGGCAACCUCCGCCGCAACAGCAAGCACAGCCGCAUAUGAACCCUAAUUAUCUUCUAAACAACAACUAUUACCUCCAACCCCCAAACUUUCCGAUGUUCCGUAGUUUUCCCGUAGAAAACCCCAACAUCCAUACCCAAAACCAUAAUUUUCCCAUUGAAAACCCCAACUUUCAUAUGCAAAACCAUAAUUUCUCCAUUGAAAACCCCAGCUUCCAUAUGCAAAACCAUAGCUUCACUCCUCAUAACCAGUUGUCAAAUAAUAGAGUGAUACCGCAUAAUGGAACUAUGGAAAAGAUCGAUAAAGCCGUUGUAAAGGCACGCCGUGAGCUCAUUGCCGCCGGAGAAAACGUGUCGGCGUUGAAGGUGUCACAGGCUGCCCUUGUAGUACUUCAAGCUGAUUCAUGGGAUUCACUAGGGGUUCAGAUGCAACAUGUACCCUGUCUAUACCGCCUUAUGCUGAUAGAAGGGAAGAUUAAUGCAUUUAUCCAUUGCUUUGUUGAGGUCUGGAAGAUUACCACUUUAUUUGAUUUGGAGAUGGCAAUCUGCAAGAACGAAGGAGUUCAGCAAUUUGAAGAGCUUGAAUUGGGACCUCUCAUCAGGCAUCCUCUUAUAAAUCAUUAUUUUUGUGUGAGUUCUGAUUCAACGGCAGUGUUCAAAAUAUCUUCCCGAGAGAUAAUUUCUUUUCUUGUAGAAUAUAUGGACAUUCAUAAAGGCAAAGAGGUUUUAGUUAAUGAAUUUUUGGAUUUCAUCGCCAACAAGCGAUCAGUUGAUAGCAAGGAAAAGCUUCAUGUGCGUAUCCAAAGUUUGGGGAUGCAUAUUACUCUUAUUCGGAAAGCAAAGCCUUUGGAAAAUGCCACAGUAAGCAAGUAUCUUGAAAGUUCUGGCAAACAGAAGAAAAAACGUCCUCUUUUCACAUCACAGAAAAAACAGCUUGAUGAAAAUUUUGGUGCCAUAUCCCAACGCCUCAAGUCAUUUUCUUCUGAAAACGGGAAGCACAUACGAUUUCUAUCAAGUUCAGAAGAUGAAGGCGUUGAUGUAGAAAGCGAUGAAAAUGAAGAUGAAACUUGUUUGACUAGUCAAAGCAAAAGCAAAAACUCAUCUCGAAGGAAGAAAAGUUCUGAUAGAGUUAGCACUUGUCCUUAUCCCUCUGUAAAUGAGGAGAAGACACGACUUGGAAUCACAAGUGAAAAGGAAGAGAAACCUAAUGAAGCUGUAGCAAGUGUGAAUAAAAAGAGAAAAUCUGAUGAAAUAGAAUGCAAUGAUUUUCGUACCCUCAAAUUGCGUAAAAGAGAUGUUGUUAUGAUGAAGAAUGUGAGCCUAAUUGACUAUGGACAUAUAGCUGAUACACUAAGUAAUGAAUCUAUUAUGACAUUUGUCACUUUGUGGAAGGAGGCAUGCAAAGGGAAGAAAGCAUCUGAGGUAUUCAUUCAGAUGUUUGAGUUCUAUGGACCCUCCAAACUUCCAAAGAAGAAAAAAAAUAAAUCGAAAUCGAGAGAGGCAUCAAAUGAGACAUCAAUUGUAAAACUUUGCCAGUCCUAUCCUUUGAUUGGAUUAAUGAAUGUUGCGGUAAAGUCUAUAAAAGAUGGAAUGUGGGAUAGCAUGUAUGACACUCUCCAAACUUUUGAUCAACAAAAUGCUGAGGAUCAUACUGAGAAUGCAACAAUGCAGACAGAACAAGCUGCCAGUAAGCAAGUCUUAAAAGAACAUUGUGAAGUCAGCCUUGAAGACAUUUUGAAGAAAGGUUUUGAAUUUUUUAAAGAUAAUCAUGAAACCCUUUUUAAAAGUCUUUACAAGUGUGAGGUAUGGCUAACUCAACAAUUUGCUGUUGCAAACUUUGAGUCAUUAGGACAUGGUGAUUAUCUCACAUUCCUUGAAAGAAACAUUUCUUCAUUUCCUCCUUCAUUCCAAAAAAUCUUUCAGAGUGAUGGGAAACACUGUAAGCCUUCUUUAGAGGCUUACAUGUCUAAUCAGCUAUUGAAUGUGCUAGUAGCACAAGCCUCAUUACAAAACAAAGAUUUAACCACUAAGAAUGUUGUGGAGUUGCUUACAAAGCAAUUCCCUUUGAUACCUUUCAAAUUAGAUAAAGAAGGUUCUUUAAAAGCCCUUGAAAAUGUUGUGAAAGGCAACAAAAGUAAUCCUGUUUCAAAGGGUGUGCUUUUUUCAGCUGCUUUAUUAGGCCCUUCUGUGAACAAUCAAACACAUGUUUCUUCUAAAGAUGCAAUUGAAGUGUUAAUUAGGGCUCCAAUGUUGACAGAUUUAAAUACAUGGUCACAUUGGGAUGUUUUAUUCGCCCCUUCUCUUGGCCCUCUUACUUUGUGGUUAAUAAAUGAGAUUAAAGCGAAUGAGCUGCUUUGUUUGGUGACUAAAAGUGGAAAUGUGAUACGUAUUGAUCAUACAUCCACAGUGGAUUCGUUUCUAGAAGCUUCCAUUCGUGGGUCCUCUUUUCAAACAGCAGUAAUUCUUCUAUCUCUUUUUGCACUUUAUGGUGGUGAAAAGAAUGUUCCAUUAUCUCUUCUAAAGUGUCAUGCUGAAAAAGCCUUUAAGGUCAUAAUGAAUUAUGAUUCAUCAAAAGACAAAAGUCAACUCAAUAACAAAAUACCCGUUGCAUCUAAGUUUAUGCUAGAAUGUCUGGCUUAUUUACCUGUUGAAUUCCGUUCCUUUGCAACCGAUGUAUUGCUUUCUGGAUUCCGUUCCAUUGUUAAAGAUGCUUCUUCAGUUAUUUUACAUGAAUGCAAACACACAGAACACCGUGUAAUGCUUCAUGAAUUAGGGUUCUCUCUUGGUGUAAUGGAAUGGAUUGAAGAUCACCGUAUCUUUUCUGUUUCUGAUUCCAUUAAGUCAUCUGAAUUUGAUCAAAAAGAGGAUGCAUCUACCAGUUAUACCCCUGUUGAAAGGAAAGGAGUGUUGUCUACAAAGGGUAAUGUGAAAACAGAGAAUUGUCAAGUAACUGAUGUCAUUGGCAAAAAAAUGGAUCACAAGAAAGUGAAGAAACAUUCAUCUAGAAGUAAUAAUGAAAAGGAAUCUGCCAAGAUUAUCGAGUCUAUUAGGAGAGAAGAAUUUGGGUUGGAUCCAAGUAUAAAGGAGGAAGACACUAUUUUGAAGAAACAACAUGCUCGAUUAGGUAGAGCAUUACAUUGUCUUUCUCAAGAGUUAUACUCUCAAGACUCACAUUUUCUACUCGAACUCGUUCAAAAUGCUGAUGACAAUGUGUACCCAUGUGAUGUGGAGCCAACUUUGACCUUUAUUCUUCAAGAAGAAGGUGUUAUAGUCUUGAAUAAUGAGCAAGGAUUUUCUGUUGAAAACAUCAAAGCACUUUGUGAUGUUGGCAAUUCAACAAAGAAGGAGCCUAGUGCAGGGUAUAUUGGUAAAAAGGGCAUUGGCUUCAAAUCUGUAUUCCGGGUUACGGAUGCUCCAGAAAUCCAUUCAAAUGGGUUCCAUAUCAAGUUUGACAUAACCAAUGGUCAAAUCGGUUUUGUUCUACCAACAAUUGUCCCACCUUGUGACAUUGAUCAUUUCAGCAAAUUGGUUUCCAUGAACAAUGAGAAACACUGGAAUACAUGCAUUGUGCUUCCUUUCAAAUCAAAGAAACACGAACCCUUUUCAGUUGAGAAUCUCAUUUCCAUGUUCUCUGAUCUCCAUCCAUCCUUGUUACUCUUCCUUCAUCGCCUCAAAUGUAUCAAAUUCAGAAAUCUUUUAAAUGAUUCACUCAUUAUCAUGAGGAAAGAAGUUGUUGGAGAUGGUAUUGUAAAUGUUUCUUUUGGGGAACAAAAAAUGACUUGGUUUGUGAAAUCCAGUAAACUUCAAUCCAAUCACAUUCGCCAUGAUGUCCAAACAACUGAAAUAUCAAUGGCUCUUAUGUUGGAAGAAGAUUUGGAUAAUGGAAACUACAUUCCAAAACUGGAUCACCAACCUGUUUUUGCUUUUCUUCCUUUAAGAAGUUAUGGAUUAAAGUUUAUAAUCCAAGCUGAUUUUAUUCUCCCUUCAUCAAGAGAGGAAGUAGAUGGAGAUAGUCCAUGGAAUCAAUGGUUAUUAUCGGAAUUUCCAGAUUUGUUCGUGAGUGCUGAAAAAUCGUUCUGUAGUCUCCCGAGUUUUAAGGAUAAUCCCGCAAAGGGUAUUUCGGUCUUUAUGAGUUUUGUCCCUUUAGGAGGGGAGGUCCACGGGUUCUUUUCUUGCCUCCCACGUAUGAUUCUUUCCAAGCUGCUUACUUCCAACUGUUUCCUUCUAGAAGGGGACAACAAGAAGUGGGUCCCACCAUGUAAAGUACUAAGAAAUUGGACCGAUGAAGUUCGUGAUUUAUUACCUGAUAGUUUAAUAAAAGAGCAUCUUGGUGUUGGGUACUUGAAUAAAGAUACGGUUUUAUCAGAUUCUUUAGCAUGUGCUUUAGGGAUUGAAGAAUGUGGGCCCAAGAUUCUUCUUCAGAUCAUGACAUCAUUAUGUCAGAAACGUUCAUUAAAAUCAAAGGGAAUCAAUUGGCUAUGUUCUUGGCUAAAUGUUUUGUAUUUGAUGUUGGUCAAUGUUUCUGUUUCUGAUCAUAGUGAUGAUGUCAUAAAUACCCUUGUUCAGUUACCAUUUAUUCUUCUCUCUGAUGGCAAAUAUUCAUCAAUUCAAGAAGGUGCAAUAUGGUUGCAUACUGAUAAAGUCGAUAGCAAACAUGGUCUUGAAGCUUUUAGGAACUUGUACCCCAAACUUCGAAUUGUCAAUUCUGCCCUUCUUAACAAUACCCAUGUUGAAAACAUAACUCAAAUGCUUUACAAAGUGGGUGUUCAAAAGUUAUCUGCACAUGAAGUUUUAAAAGUGCACAUCUUGCCAGCUAUUUCAGCUGAAAAAGUUAUAUCAGAAAGUAAAGAAUUGAUGACUGAAUAUCUUUCUUUUAUCAUGUUCCAUUUUGAGUCCUCAUGCUCUGACUGUAUACCAGAAAGAGAGAAUCUAUUCUCACAGGUGCGUGACACUGCUUUUAUCUCCACAAACCAGGGGUACAAAAGACUUUUCGACGUGCCAAUUCAUUUCAGUAAAGAAUUCGGGAACACAAUUGAUAUGAGGAAGUUGAUUCAUGGCACUGAAAUGCAAUGGUUUGAGAUUGAUAACAGCUAUCUGAAGCACCCGAUUUCCAAAUCCUUAAAUGGAGCAAAAUCAAAAUGGAGAAAAUUCUUGCAGGAGUUGGGGGUGACUGAUUUUGUGCAAAUAGUGAAAAUUGAAAAGCGAAUUGCAGAUAUACCACAUACUAUUCUCAAGAACAUGAUGUUGGAUGAUGAUUGUAUAUCUUCAGGGUCCAUUGUGGAAGAUUGGGAAUCUCAAGAGCUAACAGGUUUUUGCAGCAUAAAUGGACAUAACAAGCCCUUUAAAUCUUCCAUUUUAAGAACCUUUCAUAGUGUCCAAUGGUUGGCUUCUAGUAUGGAUGAUCAACUUCACUUUUCCAAAGAUUUGUUUCAUAAUUGUGACACGGUUUCUGCAAUUCUUGGUGAUUUUGCACCAUAUGCUGUUCCAAAGGUUAAAAAUGUGAAGUUGUUAAGUGAUGUUGGGUUGAAGACUACAGUCACUCUUGAUGAUGCUUUAUCAGUUCUUCAAGUUUGGAGAACAUCUAAGAAACGUUUCAAGGCCAGCAUAUCUCAGAUGACCAAGCUUUACACAUACAUAUGGAAUGAGAUGAGCAUCUCAAGACACAAGAUUUUGGACAAUUUGAAUUCUCAAGCUUUCAUAUUUGUUCCUCAUUCACAUAAUUCCACAGAUGAAGUUGUAUCUGGUGUAUUCUUAUCUCCCCAUGAAGUAUUUUGGCAUGAUUCCAUCGGGUCAAUGGAACAAUUAAAGUCAACAACAGUAGACCAACAUUUGACUAAUAGUCCUCUCAGCAAGAUGUUAUGCAAUGUUUACCCUGGCCUUCAUUAUUUCUUUGUUACUGAAUUUGGAGUAGCUGAAAAUCCUCCUCUCCUUGGCUACCUUCAAUCUUUGCUACAAUUAUCAUCCACAAUUUUGCCAUCACAAGCAGCUAAAACAGUUUUCCAAGUUUUUAAACAGUGGAACGACGGAAUGGAAUCUGGGAUUCUGAGUUCUGAAGAUAUUGGCUACUUGAAGAAGAGCAUACACAAAAAGAAAAUGACAAUACUUCCAACUGUACAAGAUAAAUGGGUUUCUUUACAUGAAUCCUUUGGUCUUUUAUGUUGGUGUGAUGAUGAACAUCUGAAAAAAGAAUUCAAAAACUUGAACAAUGUCGAUUUUCUAUCUUUUGGGGAUCUUAAUCCUGAAGAAAAACAAAUCCUUCAGGAUAAGAUUUCUGUCUUACUUCGGAAUCUCGGAAUCCCUUUGCUUUCUGAGGUUGUGACACGUGAAGCAAUAUACUAUGGCCCAACAGACAGUAGUUUCAAAGCUUCAUUAAUAACGUGGGCCCUCCCAUAUGCACAGCGUUACAUUUACACCAAUCAUCCAAACGAAUAUUCUCAAUUCAAGAACCAAAAACUCCGAAUCAUUGUGGUGGAAAAUCUGUUCUACAAAAACAUCAUAAAAAGAUUCAAAAUCGAAUCCAACAAACGCCACGACUGCAAUUGUCUCCUACAAGACAACAUCCUAUAUGCAACCCGUGAUUCCGAUUCCCACUCCCUGUUUCUCGAGCUUACCCGUUUCCUAAUCCCCCGGAAUCCCCAACUCCACUUAGCAAACUUCCUUCACAUGAUCACAACAAUGGCAGAAUCCGGUUCCACCCAGGACCAAAUGGAAUCCUUCAUUUCCAACAGCCAGAAGCUAUCAAACCUCCCAAGUCAAGAACCACCAUGGAGUAUCGCCGCCAUGUCAUCGCCGGAAAACGAAAUUCCAACCACCUCCGGUUUGCCAUUAGACCCUCCUCCAAAGCCUACUUCCGCCUCCAAGAAGUUUGGAACCAACUCGAGUUGGCCACCUGUCAACUGGAAAACCGCACCAGGGUUCGAACACGCGUUGAAGACAAAACCGUGUAACAAAAGUGAAGUAAUCGAACAUGAUGAUGACUGGAUCAUCGAAGAGAAUGAAACCUUAAACACAGCUCCAAUGAUCUUGGAGGAGAAAGACAAAUUGGAUUACGAGUUGGAUUACAGAAAGAAUAACGAGUCAUCAUCAUCAUCAUCACAUGGGAUUGUGAGAGAGCAGUUAAGUUUGGGCCCGGUGGGCCAGGGGACCCCACAACAGGUGAUAACGGGAAGGACAGGUGAAGAUGUGGCUUUUAAAUAUUUUAGUGGGAAAUUUGGUGAGAAAAAUGUGAGAUGGGUGAAUGAGGUAAAGGAAUCUGGGUUGCCUUAUGAUAUUGUUGUUGUAGGGGAGGAUAAUAAGAAGGAAUAUAUUGAAGUUAAGGCGACUUCAAGUGGGAGGAAAGAUUGGUUUGAGAUAACAGUAAGAGAGUGGCAAUUUGGUGUUGAAAAAGGUGAUGAUUUUAGUAUUGCACGUGUGGUUUUAUCAGAUGGGAAGUUGGUUCAGAUUACUAUUUAUAAAAAUCCGGUGAAAUUGUGCCAGGAAAGACAACUUAAGUUGGCCAUUUUGUCAGGAAAACAGUAAAAAGAUUGCAUGAAACGGUGAUCACAAAUGUUCAGGUGUUAGUGAUAGGAGUUACAAUUUUGACAAGAUGAGUUUUUAGCAUUUGUAUUUGUAUGUUUUAAAAAGAAAAUGACUUGGGUAUUGAGUUCUUGAAAUCCCCAAAUUAUUUACGCAAAGAUAUUACUAUUAUUUCAAUAUGAAACCCAAAGGGACUGAUCGGACAGAAUGAUGACCCACCCAACUAUUCUCCUUAUGUCCUUAUAUUCCAAAACUUGUAAGAUGA